AGAGAGAGAGAAGAAGAAGAAGAAGAAGAAGAAGAAGAAGAAGUCUAAUCAGAAGAGGAGAGGGACGGAAGACAGACAGCCAGCCUUUCCACUGGUAAAAGGAGACACCGCUGAGGGACCGUAGCAUCAUCCCCCCUCCAGCAGCACAGAGGAGCACUGUCUCAUCUCGUGCAUGUGUUUGUGCCUGCCAACUUCAAUUUCACACUCGCCUACUGUUUUUCGUAGGUUUUGUCCUCUCCACUCCCCAGUCAUGAUCCCUUGGGUGCUUCUGCUCCUGUGGAUCUCCGGACAUGGGGUGGAAGCCAUGUUUUCCCAGCAGCCUCAGGACCUGGUGGUGGUGGCAGGUCAGCCCGUGACGUUACCGUGCUCCAUCCCCGGGUACCAAGGCGUCGUCCUGUGGAUCAAAGACGGCCUGGCACUGGGAGUCGGGAGAGACCUCUCUGGCUACCCUCGUUACACCGUGAUCGGCGACCACAGUUCAGGGGAGUAUCAUCUGCGCAUCCAGCAUGUCGAACUGAUGGACGACUCUGUGUUUGAGUGCCAGGCGGUCCAGGCUGCCAUGAGGUCCCGCCCUGCCCGUCUCACUGUGCUGGUUCCACCAGAAGAACCGGUCAUCAGUGGAGGACCAGUCGUGAGCCUGAGGGCCGGCGACCCUCUCAACCUGACCUGCCAUGCUGACAACGCCAAACCUGCAGCCUCCAUCAUCUGGAUCCGCAACGGAGAGGUCCUGAACGGGGCCAUGUACUCCAAGACCUUGCUCCGGGACGGCAGGAGAGAAAGCACCGUGAGCACGCUCUACCUAUCGCCUUCCAACAUCGAGACGGGUCAGCAGAUCAUCUGCAAGGCCUCCAACAAGGCCGUGCCCAACGGCAAGGAGACCAGUGUCACGAUUGACAUUCAGCAUCUCCCUCUUGUCAAUCUCUCCGUGGAGCCGCAGCCAGCCCUGGAGGGCAACCUGGUGAAAUUCCACUGCUCUGCAAAAGCCAACCCUCCUGUCACGCUGUACAGGUGGGCCAAAGGAGGAAGCAUCAUCAAGGAGGUCUCCUGGAGACACUACGAGGUGAUCGUGGACCACUCCUUCUUCAACGAGCCUGUUUCCUGCGAGGUGACCAACCCGCUGGGCAAGCACCAACAUCAGCCGCACGUGGACGUCUACUUCGGCCCCCGCAGAGCAGAACCUCAGUCCUUGCAGGUGGAUCUGGGGUCAGACGCGGUCUUCAACUGCGCCUGGACAGGAAAUCCCUCUCUCACCAUCGUGUGGAUGAAAAGAGGCUCUGGAGUGGUUCUGAGCAACGAGAACCUUCUGACACUUAAAUCUGUGAGACAAGAAGACGCCGGGAAGUAUGUCUGCCGCGCCGUGGUCCCGCGCGUCGGAGCAGGAGAGAAGGAGGUUUCUCUCACAGUCAACGGACCCCCUACUAUCUCCAGCACACAGACUCAGCAAGCUCUGCAUGGAGAGAAAGGACAAAUCAAGUGUUUUAUUCGGAGUACACCACCUCCAGACCGCAUCGCUUGGUCAUGGAAGGAAACGGUGCUGGAGUCCGGAACCUCUGGCCGCUACACCGUGGAGACCGUCAACACGGAGGAGGGAGUCAUCUCCACCUUGACAAUGAGCAACAUCGUCCCGACCGACUUCCAGACCAUCUACAACUGCACGGCGUGGAACAGCUUCGGCUCCGACACCGAGAUCAUUCGUCUGAAGGAACAAGGUGGGAGCCAAGAAUCCCUUCCAGUGGCGGUGAUCAUCGGCAUUGCUGUGGGAGCCUUCGUGGCCUUCAUUGUCGUCAUGGGCACCAUCGGAGCAUUCUGCUGCACCCGCUCUCAGAGAAAGGAAGCGCACCUGGUUAUGCCCUCACUGCCCGUCUCCAUCUGUGCUCACCAGAGAGAACUUGCAAGCAAAAUUAAGACAGAAAAUCUGAAAGGAGUGGUGUCGGCAAAAAACGACAUCCGUGUGGAAAUCGUGCACAAAGACCACAACGCGGCGCGAGAAAAUGAAGAACACACCUCCAUGAAACAACUGAUGGUUGAGCGGGGAGAGUUCCAGCAGGAGUCAGUUUUGAAGCAGUUGGAAGUAUUACAAGAGGAGGAGAAGGAGUAUCAGCACAUUAAGGAUCCUACAAAUGGCUACUACAGCGUCAAUACCUUCAAGGAGCACCACACGCCCACCAUGGCGGGGAAUCAGACCCCCGAGGUCCGGAACCCCACCAGCACCGGUACCCUGGGUAAACAGAGGGUACCGACGGGAAUGUCCUUCACCAACAUCUACUCCACCCUGGGGGCGGGUCCCAACCGCCUCUACGACUACAGCCAGCGCUUCGUGUUGGGCAUGGGCAGCAGCUCCAUCGAGCUGUGCGAGCGGGAGUUCCAGCGCGGCUCGCUCAGCGACUCCAGCUCGUUCAUCGACACGCAGUGCGACAGCAGCGUCAGCAGCUACAGUAAGCCGGACGGCUACGUGCAGUUCGACAAAGACAGCAAGGCGUCGGCCUCCUCCUCGUCCCACUACUCCCAGUCGUCCUCUCAGAACUCAGACCUCACCCGGCCCCUGCAGAAGCGCAUGCAGACCCACGUCUGACCUCAGUAGCGGGGAGGGUGGUUUGCACGGGUUGUAACGAGCAGCCAGGAUUGUAAAACUGUGAAAGAAUCGGCUCCCAGGAUCUCCUGAAAAGCAACAUUGUUACAAUGUGUUUCCGUAUUGCCAGAAGACGCCAGAGCGAGUGGGCUUUUAACACACCUACGCCGGACUUGCUUGGACUUCUCACCGUCCCAAAAAGUGGAUCAAGAAGCCUUACACUUCUUCAUGGUUAACUCAUCGACUCCCUCCUUUAUUUAACCCAUGAUACAAUCGUGCCACAGAGAGGUUAUUUGCCAACACAGACACUAAGACACGUUUGGAAUUUGAACAUCACAGCGUCUGCGGUGAGACUGUCAGCAGAUCAGAGGGCAGGAAAACAAGGCUUUGUGUGACAAUCAGCUCCCCUGGCAUGGACCAGUUUUGCUUUUUGGAGAUUGUCUUUCAGAACAAAAAAAAAAAAAAAAAACUCGAUUGUUGUUAUGAGGGUCGAAGCGCUCAGCACAAACUGCCUGAUAAUGAGUGCAAGCCAAUGUCCUGCUGCUCUCGUGUAGUUCCAAGCACAAAAUUGAAUGUGCACGUGCUUGUUUUUUUUUUUUUUGUUUUUU
This is a messenger RNA of Salarias fasciatus (jewelled blenny), 3177 nucleotides long. It is a transcript of the gene kirrel3b, whose product is annotated as kirre like nephrin family adhesion molecule 3b. Gene Ontology annotation, biological process: cell-cell adhesion; synapse assembly. Gene Ontology annotation, molecular function: cell adhesion molecule binding. The record is from RefSeq and is a predicted model, not a curated record. Gene Ontology annotation, cellular component: cell-cell junction; plasma membrane. NCBI's taxonomy places the organism in Eukaryota, Metazoa, Chordata, Actinopteri, Blenniiformes, Blenniidae.